Messenger RNA from Platichthys flesus (European flounder), 10751 nucleotides. RefSeq names its product calcium channel, voltage-dependent, L type, alpha 1D subunit, b (gene cacna1db). Gene Ontology annotation, molecular function: high voltage-gated calcium channel activity. The transcript is spliced from 50 exons. Gene Ontology annotation, biological process: calcium ion import across plasma membrane. The record is from RefSeq and is a predicted model, not a curated record. Bases 175 to 6957 code for a protein of 2260 amino acids. NCBI's taxonomy places the organism in Eukaryota, Metazoa, Chordata, Actinopteri, Pleuronectiformes, Pleuronectidae. Gene Ontology annotation, cellular component: voltage-gated calcium channel complex; membrane.
CACCCGGAUGUGGCGAAAAUGUUUGGCGCUCCUCUCAGGGUCCGCUGCGCUAGGGAAACAUCUCAUGAUUCAGGCUGACGGCUCGGCUCGGGCUCGCGCGUCGACCGCACCUCCGGACGGUGUCUCCAGCUAUGAGUUGGGUUUAAAGCGGAUUGUUUCAAUGUGGAUGCGAGGAUGCAAGAAGCAGAUGAACAGUGUGGAGGGGCACAGUAUGCCAGCAACAAAACGACCACUCCCUCCACUGCCUCGGCCCUCUGGUCAGAAAGCAACACCCGCCUGCACCAGCUCCAUCCACCAGAGCAACUGCAGGCUCCGGCCAGCACCGGCAAGCCAGUCGGCACCUCUUAUGGCCUCCUUGGGGUUAACAGUGGCAAUCAGGGUCACGUUGGCACUGACACCAGUGUCAGCCCAGUCCUCGCUUGGCACGCCGCCAUUAGCGCGGCUCGCCAAGCACAGGGCGACUCUGCAAACCCUGACACGGACUCACGGCCCUCAGUUUGCACCACUGGUCCAGCUCCUGUAGGCUCACUGGCGCAGAGGAAGAGGCAGCAGUAUGCCAAAAGCAAAAAACAAGGAGGAUCUACCAACAGCAGGCCACCCAGAGCUCUGUUCUGCCUCACCCUCAACAACCCGAUCCGCCGGGCCUGCAUCAGCCUGGUGGAGUGGAAACCAUUUGAUAUCUUUAUACUGCUGUCUAUCUUUGCCAACUGUGUGGCCUUAGCCAUCUACAUCCCCUUCCCUGGAGAUGACUCCAAUUCUACCAACCAAGAACUGGAAACAGUAGAGUAUGCCUUCCUCAUCAUUUUCACCAUAGAGACAUUUCUGAAGAUUAUUGCCUACGGCCUGGUCAUGCACCAAAACUCCUACGUCAGAAACGGCUGGAACAUGCUGGACUUUGUCAUUGUCAUUGUGGGGUUGUUCAGUGUUGUUCUGGAAAUGAUAACCAAAGACGCUGACUCUGGUGGACAGUCUGGAGGCAAACCUGGGGGGUUUGACGUCAAGGCCCUCCGAGCCUUCCGCGUGCUUCGACCCCUUCGCCUUGUCUCCGGAGUUCCCAGUUUACAGGUGGUUUUAAACUCCAUUAUUAAAGCCAUGGUUCCCCUGCUUCACAUCGCUCUGCUCGUCCUCUUCGUCAUCAUAAUCUACGCCAUCAUUGGCCUGGAACUCUUCAUCGGCAAAAUGCAUGCCACAUGCUAUGUGAUACAAACAGGUGUCCUCUCUGAAGAAGAGCCCACACCAUGUGCGGUAUCAGGGCACGGCCGUCACUGCAUGUUCAACGGUACAGUUUGCAGAGAGGGCUGGCAGGGCCCCAACAACGGCAUCACCAACUUCGACAAUUUUUUGUUUGCCAUGCUCACCGUGUUCCAGUGCAUCACCAUGGAGGGCUGGACUGACGUUCUCUACUGGAUGAAUGAUGCAAUGGGCUUUGAGCUGCCUUGGGUUUACUUUGUCAGUCUGGUCAUCUUUGGAUCCUUCUUUGUCCUCAACUUGGUCCUUGGAGUGUUAAGUGGAGAGUUUUCCAAAGAGCGAGAGAAGGCCAAGGCUCGGGGAGACUUCCAAAAGCUCCGUGAGAAGCAGCAGUUGGAGGAAGACCUAAAGGGCUACCUGGACUGGAUUACCCAGGCAGAGGACAUCGACCCUGAGAACGAGGAAGAAGGAGACGAGGAGGGCAAGCGUAACCGGGUCACGCUGGCUGACCUCACUCAGAAGAAGAAAGGGAAGUUUGGCUGGUUCACCCAGUCCACAGAGACACAGGCGAGCAUGCCCACCAGUGAGACGGAGUCGGUGAACACAGACAAUCACAAUGGAGAGGAGGACAAAUCACCGUGUUGUGGACCACUGUGUCGUCAGUCGCGGCGUUGGAACCGGUUCUGCCGCAGAAAGUGCCGUGUAGCGGUGAAAUCAGUGACGUUUUAUUGGCUGGUCAUCAUCUUGGUGUUCCUCAACACUCUCACCAUCGCCUCUGAGCACUACAACCAGCCCGACUGGCUGACUGAAGUACAGGACAUAGCCAACAAGGUCCUCCUGGCCAUGUUCACCAUGGAGAUGCUGGUGAAGAUGUACAGUCUGGGGCUGCAGGCGUACUUCGUGUCCCUGUUUAACCGCUUUGACUGUUUCGUGGUGUGCGGAGGCAUCGUAGAGACCAUCCUGGUGGAGCUGGCCAUCAUGUCUCCUUUGGGCAUCUCGGUUUUCCGCUGCGUACGCCUGCUCAGGAUCUUCAAAGUUACUCGUCACUGGGCAUCUCUCAGUAACCUGGUGGCCUCUCUGCUCAACUCCAUGAAGUCCAUUGCCUCCCUGUUGCUGCUGCUCUUCCUCUUCAUCAUCAUUUUCUCGCUGCUCGGCAUGCAGCUCUUUGGGGGCAAGUUCAACUUUGACGAGACAGUGACCAAGAGGAGCACGUUUGAUAAUUUCCCCCAGGCUCUGCUCACCGUGUUCCAGAUCUUAACAGGAGAAGACUGGAACACAGUGAUGUAUGAUGGUAUCAUGGCGUACGGUGGUCCUUCCUCCUCUGGAAUGGUGGUCUGCAUUUACUUCAUCAUCCUCUUCAUCUGUGGAAACUACAUCCUACUGAACGUCUUCUUGGCCAUCGCCGUCGACAACCUGGCAGACGCAGAGAGCCUCAACACAGCACAGAAGGAGGAAGAGGAGGCCAAGAAGAGGAAGAACAGUGCCAAGGAUACAAGCACAGAGAACAAUAGAGUGGAAAUAACAGAAGCCAGUGAUGGUGAGACCAAGAUGCCAGCAGACGCCAUGCUAGAAGAAGACAAAGAGUUGUAUCCUGCCAUCGACUUGCCAGUGUGUAAAGUGGAUCAUGAUAAUGAACACCUUCCAGAAGCACUGCCUGGACCCCGCCCCCAGAGGCUCUCUGAACUCACUAUCAAGGAGAAGACUCCGCCCAUCCCGGAGGGCAGCGCCUUCUUCAUCUUCAGCAGCAAAAACCUGUUUCGUGUGUUCUGCCAUAAGCUGAUCAACCAUCAGAUCUUUACCAACCUCAUCCUGGUCUUCAUCAUGCUCAGUUCUGUCUCUCUGGCUGCCGAGGACCCCAUACGCAACUUCUCUGCUCGCAACAUUAUACUUGGUUAUUUUGACUAUGCUUUCACCGCAAUCUUUACUGUUGAGAUCCUGUUGAAGAUGACGGCAUUCGGAGCGUUCCUUCAUAAAGGAGCUUUCUGUAGAAACUACUUCAACCUUUUAGACCUGCUGGUCGUUGGUGUGUCUCUGGUGUCAUUCGGCAUUCAGUCCUCUGCUAUCUCCGUAGUGAAGAUUCUCCGUGUCCUCAGAGUCCUCCGUCCACUCAGGGCCAUCAACAGAGCCAAGGGACUCAAGCACGUGGUCCAGUGUGUGUUUGUGGCGAUCAGGACCAUCGGCAAUAUCAUGAUCGUCACCACCCUGCUGCAGUUUAUGUUCGCUUGUAUCGGUGUACAGCUCUUUAAGGGGAAAUUUUAUCGAUGCACAGACGAUGCAAAGUCCAGCCCGGAGGAGUGCAAGGGUACGUACAUUCUGUACAACAAUGGGGACACGGCGAUAAACACGGCGAUGCCCAUGGUGAAGGAGAGGAUCUGGCACAACAGUGACUUCAACUUUGACAAUGUCCUCAUGGCCAUGAUGGCACUCUUCACCGUCUCCACCUUUGAAGGAUGGCCCACACUGUUGUACAAGGCCAUCGACUCCAAUAAAGAGAACAUGGGUCCCAUCUACAACUACCGCAUUGAGAUCUCCAUCUUCUUCAUCAUCUACAUCAUCAUCAUUGCCUUCUUCAUGAUGAACAUCUUUGUUGGUUUCGUUAUCGUCACCUUCCAGGAGCAGGGGGAGAAGGAGUACAAGAACUGUGAGCUGGACAAGAACCAGCGUCAGUGUGUGGAAUACGCUCUUAAAGCUCGUCCUCUGCGACGCUACAUCCCCAAAAACCCAUACCAGUACAAGUUCUGGUAUGUGGUCAACUCCACUGGGUUUGAAUACGUCAUGUUUGUCCUGAUCAUCCUCAACACCUUGUGUCUGUCUAUACAGCACCAUGGUCAGUCUCAUCUAUUUAAUUACGCCAUGGACGUCCUCAACAUGGUCUUUACUGGAGUUUUCACUGUGGAGAUGAUCCUCAAGCUCAUCGCCUUCAAACCCAGAGGCUAUGUCGGGGACGCCUGGAAUGUCUUCGACGCCCUGGUGGUGGUUGGCAGUGUUGUCGACAUCAUACUCAGCCAGAACUAUUUUGCUGAUGCAUGGAACACGUUUGAUGCCUUGAUUGUUGUGGGUAGCGUGGUUGACAUUGCCAUCACUGAGAUCAAUUCGGCAGCCAUUCCUGUCGUCAAGGUGAUAGUGGAGCCAGGGAACACAGAGGACAGUGCUCGCAUCUCCAUCACCUUCUUCCGCCUGUUCAGAGUGAUGCGAUUGGUCAAACUGCUGAGCAGAGGGGAGGGCAUCAGGACUCUGCUGUGGACCUUCAUCAAGUCUUUCCAGGCUCUUCCCUAUGUUGCACUCCUGAUCGCCAUGUUGUUCUUCAUAUAUGCUGUAAUAGGAAUGCAGGUGUUUGGUAAAAUAGCCAUGGUGGAUGGAACACAAAUCAACCGCAACAACAACUUUCAAACUUUUCCUCAAGCUGUCCUGAUGCUCUUCAGGUGUGCUACAGGUGAAGCCUGGCAGGAGAUCAUGCUGGCCUGUCUGCCUGGGAAGCUGUGUGACCCGGAGUCCGACUACAACCCCGGAGAGGAGAGAACCUGCGGCAGCGGUUUUGCCAUUAUCUACUUCAUCAGCUUCUACAUGCUCUGUGCUUUCCUGAUCAUCAAUUUAUUCGUGGCUGUCAUCAUGGAUAACUUUGACUAUCUGACCCGUGAUUGGUCUAUUCUGGGACCGCAUCACCUGGAUGAGUUUAAACGGAUCUGGUCUGAAUACGAUCCUGAAGCCAAGGGCCGGAUAAAGCAUCUCGACGUGGUGACUCUGCUGAGGAGGAUCCAGCCUCCGCUGGGCUUUGGCAAGCUCUGCCCACACAGAGUGGCCUGUAAGCGUCUGGUGGCGAUGAACAUGCCCCUGAACAGUGACGGGACUGUCAUGUUUAACGCCACCUUGUUUGCUCUGGUCCGCACUGCUCUCAAGAUUAAGACUGAGGGAAAUCUGGAGCAAGCCAAUGAGGAGCUCAGAGCUGUGAUCAAAAAAAUCUGGAAGAGGACCAGCAUGAAGCUGCUGGACCAAGUCGUUCCCCCAGCAGGCGAUGACGAGGUAACAGUGGGGAAGUUCUAUGCCACCUUCCUGAUACAGGACUACUUCAGGAAAUUCAAGAGGCGCAAAGAGCAAGGUCUUGUGGGAAGGCCCUCGUGGGAGAGGCUGAACACCACCAUGGCUCUACAAGCCGGUCUGCGCACGCUGCAUGACAUGGGACCAGAGAUCCGUCGAGCCAUAUCAUGUGACCUGCAGGAGGAAGGGCUAGUAGAUGCUAAUGGAGAGGAAGAGGAGGAAGUCUACAGGCGUAAUGGCAGUUUGUUUGGAAACCACGUCAACCAUGUCAGUGGCGAUCAGCACGGCUCCUCUCAGCCGACCACCGUCACGCAACGGCCGCUCCAGAUCCUGACCUUCUCCUGCAGCUCCUCCACUGAGCCCACCCGGACUGGCAGGAGAGCCACCAGCAAUGACAGGGAGGGAGAGACAGGGAUGAACUCCUCCCCCAACCAGUACAAUCACCACUAUCAUCCCCCUCAUCCUCAUAAUUCCCCUCAUUGUAAUUCCACCCACAAUCAAUCGCCAAUACCCUCCAAUGCCAACCUCAACAAUGCCAACGUGCCCUCGCUUCUCCCCAUGACCAGUGUGAGGCAACAGAAGUCUUUAAAACGAGAGCGCCCGUCCUCCACCAAAAAUGGGUCCUCGGCAUCCACUCACAGCAAAGGAGCACGUGACAAGACUGUGAGGUCACAUACCACCAGGACGCGCUACUAUGAGGCCUACAUUAGGCCAGAAAGUGGUGGUGGACUUUACCCCACCAUUUGUCGAGAGGAGCCGGGCCGUGUGGACAGCGAUGAGGAUCGGGGCUCAGGGGAGUACUUCAGUGGAGAGGAGUUUCACGAGGACGACAUCAUGCUCACAAGAGACAGGCUCCACAACAAGGAUCGACAUGAUGAUGCAGAGGCCGACUUGGAUCCCGAGGUUGCCGGGGGCAACAACCAGUCUGAUGAUCAACAACUGAUCCACCAAGACAACAGGCGGUCACCAAGGAGAUGGUUCUUACCCUCGCCUCAAGCCUCCAACAAACCAACGUUUAGUUUUGAGUGUCUCCGCAGAAGAAGCAGUCUUGACGAUGCCCCUCAUUCUCCGUCCUGCACAGCUCUUCCACUGCACCUGGUGCAGCAACAGGUGAUGGCGGUGGCCGGGCUUGAUCCCAGAAUUCACCGUCUGUCUCCGACCAGGUCUCUGCGAUCCUGGGCCACGCCUCCUGCUUCACCCAUCAGCCUCAACUUCUCGCCCAGCUACACGCCGCUCAUACAGGUGGACUGGCGCAGUCCUGGCAGCAUCAGCAGCCUCCCUGGAGCAGUGAAGAGGAGUUCAUGGUACACAGACGGCCUGGAUGGUCCUCCCAGUCGCAGCCAGUCCCCGUCCCGUCUGCAGCUACCUCCAGAGAGCUGCUCCCACUUCCUGCAGAAGAGAGGGAGUGCCAACAGUCUGGUGGAGUCUGUGUUGAUCUCUGAGGGUCUGGGGAAGUACGCCAAGGACCCCAAGUUUGUCUCAGCGACCAAACACGAGAUCGCAGACGCCUGCGAGAUGACCAUCGACGAGAUGGAGAGCGCCGCCAGUAACCUCCUGAAUGGGAGUGUGAACGAUGACACCAUCGGGGGAACGGGUAACGUCGGCUCGGACCCACAAGCCACCGCACAUCUUAGAGACCACAGCCUCCGUGACUACAGCGACGAGGAGCCGUACGUGGCUGUGAAAUGUGAAGAGGACCUGAAAGACGAGAUGAUAUGCAUCACGUCGCUAUAGCAGCGGCUCACACGGGAAAAUGUAGUUUUUUUCAAUUGAACUUCUACUGCUGUUUUACUCUGAGGGGACGUCUCUGGUCAAGUGCGUCCCGGACUAGACAGCAAAUGUAAAACACGGACGAACAAGAGAACAAAGUGCCUUGUUUUCUCUUUCUGAAAAUUGAAAUGCCACAGGGAUGAGAAGAAGUGGAAAACUGAGAUGAAUUCAGAAAAUGGUGAAACCGGCGGGGGAGGCCCCGCCUCUUAAACAGCAAGAGUUCAUGCCUCUCUUUUCUUUUCAAAGCAGCAGAGCAACUCGGCAGCCUCGCGAAGCCAGCUCCAUGCACGCCAAGUUAGAUUUCACAACAACACUCAAACUAAAAUGUCAAACUAAAUGUCAAACUUUUAGCUUCAGGUUGAGGGUGUAACCAAAGAUGUUUAGUGAACAAUGUCUGGAUACUGCGCCUGUUAUUGUUCUGCUGCAAGGCUGUGACUCCCACACAGCCUACUCAGCACCCAAUGAGGCAAUACAACAGAUGGUUAGUGUUAGGGCUUUAAGCACUUAGUGUCUGUGUGAAAUAAGAUUGAAUCAGAAACAGAUUUUUUACGCAAAUGAAAAGUUCAGACCAUCUCCCCUAGCUCUCCAGUUGGGAUGUUAGAAGCAAACACCAGUGACAAUGAGUGGCGUGAAGGGAACAGGCUUGAGCUGGCUUUGCCAAGUUGCAGUGGGCUUGCUUCAAAAUGGCAGUUUGGGGAUUCCCAGAUUCCCAUUUGUUUCACUUCAUGUAUAUAUUUUGUGUGAUUCUAACCUGUCACUGGUCACAGUAACAGACACAGUUUUUGAUCUGCUGCUCUGUCUUUUACAGUUUGGCCUCCACGACUCAGAUGGCGUCAUAAAAACAUAUAUAGUCCAUAUUUAUAUGUCGGUUUAUUUUCAUCUCAGAGCAGAGUGGCUGCAGAUCAGGCCGAUCCAAAGACUUUCCAGCCUGUGAAUCUGCAUUUCACGCUUUUUUUCAGGGUUAAACGUUGCUCGACUCUGUUUUUCUGACUUGAAAAGGAAAUCACAUAUCAACGACAAAGACUCUGUCCUCAGGCAUAUCCUUCUGUCUCACGUGUACGCUCAUAAGACACACAGAGAAACACACUGCCAAUCCUUGCCCCCUUCAACAACACUGAUGCUAAAUCUUUACACACUUUACAUUUUUUGACAUUCCUACUCCUUUAACCACCAUGAAACAAAGACAGCUGAAGAUGUUGUUACAAUGUCAUUAGCUUUAUUGAAAACCUUGAGGAACGACCUCACUCAGAAUAUGCAGAGAUUCACGUUAGUCACAGCUGCUUUGGACCAGGGGUAACUUACCUUUCUGAGAUUGACAACUACCUGAAUAUGUAGGGCUACUUGUUAUAUAUAAUGUCCCAGAAUAAUAGCUUUUACCUAAACCAGUGCGCUGUGGUUGUGUAACGCGUGUCACCUGCAAACUGUAGAUAUUUAAAACUCCCUUUUCUGUGUUUGUUAAUCAGGUAUUUUAUUAAGAACUAAAUUGGCCUUUUGCUUUUUACUUUUUACCACACAAACACAGACAGUGUUGUUGUGAACUCGACUCCCCUUCAGCUAUUUGGUCACUGGACGUGUGAUGUCACGUCAAGGUAAAUCAAAGUUAAAUGUUAUAAAUCUUCAAUUAAUACAACUUUUAAAAAGGGUUAUUAAGAAUAGAUGGGACCCAAAACAAGUUAUGCUAUUUUAGUCUGUGCUCUCCUGGUGAUGCUAUUUUUAGAACUGCCUAGUGGGCGUGUCACACAAGCAAGAUGACACAGAGGAGAAUCUCCCGUCUUGGUUGCAAAACAACAGUAUCAUCUGACAUCGGUCCAGAUUGACUUCUGCCUCGGGACUGAUACAGAACAGAUGACACAGGGAUUCCCCCUCUCUGUCGCAAAACAACAGUAUCAUCUGACGUCAGUCCUGAGUCACUUCCACCUCCACAGCUGGAAAGUUUAUCGCCCAUGAAUUGGUUUCCUCUUCUGAGCAGGUGUGACAGUUUUCUCAGGCAAGUAGGCACUUGUUUCAGGAUGAGUCAGACGUGCACCACAACACUGACACAUGAAACAUCACAACAGACAGGAAAACUAUACAAUUUUUUUUAUUUACCGACAAUAUAUAAAUGCAGUACACUGUUUAUGGGUGUGUAGAGUGUUUUUUUUUUUUUUUUUUUUAAUGAAAUGAUUGAUGGUGUCACAUUUUAUUUGUAGUAUUCCUUUUUGUUCUGAGCGAGUUAGAGUGCACGAGAUGUCCGAAACAGCUGCUUCUCUGAAGAGAGAUACGACGACACAAGCUGCUCGUGGAUAGAAACAAACAAAUCAACACUUUAGAGAAGCAACACAUUCCACCCGCUGCUCUGCACGGUCGCUCCACCACAGGACAGUGUUUGUGAACCAUUGCCACCUAUAACAAUGUCUUCAGGUCAACUUUUAAAAGCCAGCGCUGGGUUGUGGCAGCACUGGUCUCUUGUUUUCCCCCUUUAUCUACACACUGUUGUCAGGGCGACAAGUUCAAUCUGUGCAAUCAAAGGGCUCCUUCAAAGUAAAAGCAAACCAGCGGAAUAUUGAGUCAUUUACACGCACAUCAAAAUUGAAAUGUAGAAAGAUUGCUGUUGGCUGUUGAUAUAAACAACGGCCAGAUGAAUCUAACCUGGAACAGGAUCUGAGCUGGUUUCUCAAACACUCCUCACACGUACUGUAAAUAAAUCCCCUUCUUCUGCUUUCAUCACAGGUUUGAAUGGCCAACACUAAAUACGACUUAUGCAUUAUCUAGCUGCAUGUAAAAUAUGUUUAAUUGAGAUUUUACCAAACAUUAAUGUUAUUACCUCUGCACCAAUCCAGGUGUGUUGGUCAACGUGUCAGGGAAACAGUGAGGUGAUGCAUUUACACAAGAUGAAGAAAAUGUGACGUCUAGUUUCAUUAAGAUUUCAAACAUUUUAGCUGUAAACUUCUCGGAAUGGCCACCUCAGAUAUGUGUGGGAGACAGACUCAGACUAGUGAAGAGGAACACAGAGCAGCAUCUGGAGUUUACAACCUAUCACUGUUUCCUCUGAACUACAUUCCCCUGCUUGUCAGUCGGACAUGUUUUCCUCAGAAUGGCACAGACCUCCGGACAGCGGUCAACAACGUGAGUGUCCGGGACUUUAAGCAGAAACAUCAAAGAAAUAGGAUGUGGUCCGAUUUUUCGUUAUCGCCACAAAACAGGCCUAAAGAUAGAGGGAAAAAGUUUGAGGGAAAUCUGUUUCGUAUUUAUUUAUUUUGUAUCCUGCUGACAAAUACACAAAUAAUCACAGUGAAAACCUUGAAUCCUUGGUGGAGGUGAUAAGAAGUUAACUGCCAGGUGUUCCAUUAAAUAUUAGUCUUUCGAUGUAAUCGCUAAUUGUUUUCUUGUAAACGUCACUAUUUGAAUCAAAAUCUAAAUGGCCAGGCCGAUAUAAACAAACAUCACAGUUCACCUGUCAGGAACUCAGAGAAACCAGAAUAAUAAUGUGCAGUUUACAAACACUACAACUACACACACACACACACACACACAUACACACACACACACACUUGUCCAACUUCAAGACUUUUAUCACAUGACAAAAAACACAAAAUCUUGUUGUGCAACUGACAGCUUUAUUUUUUUGUACUGCUCGAAUAUUUUGCAGGUCGAUUAUGACACGACAACGAUGAUGUGUAAAAUCUGUACAGUUGUUUGUAAAAAGUCAGUGAUGAACUUGAAGAUUUCUGCUUUCUACCCAAUUGUUGUAUGAAAAUUAAAUAACAAUCAUAGCUCUG